Messenger RNA from Punica granatum (pomegranate), 1145 nucleotides. NCBI's taxonomy places the organism in Eukaryota, Viridiplantae, Streptophyta, Magnoliopsida, Myrtales, Lythraceae. The record is from RefSeq and is a predicted model, not a curated record.
GCUCUCAACACAAACAUAUAGUCAUCUCUUCUAUCUAUCUAUCUUUCCAUAUCACCUUCUCAGUUCAAGCUAGGCAUUUCGAUUUCCUGUUAAAGAGAGAUAUAUAAGGAAGGAUGAUGAGCAAAAUUCCGGUGGUGGAGUUCUCGCACGAUUGCCUGAAACCAGGGACUGAAUCCUGGCUCCAGGCUGCCAAGACAAUCAUCAAGUCCCUCGAAGACCAUGGCUGCUUCAUAGCCGACUACAAGGACGUCUCCCUCGAUCUCCAUGACACCAUCUUCAGUGUCUCCAAGGAGCUGUUCGACCUCCCCCAUGAGACCAAAAUCAAGAACACUAACCUCAAACCCUCCCAUGGAUACAUUGCCAAGGUCCCCGGGACUCCCCUUGUCGAAGCCCUUAACAUCGACCAUGCUGAAACCCUAGGGGAAUGCCGGAACUUCACCAACCUCAUGUGGCCUGCCGGUAACGACCGUUUCUGCAAAGCUGCCUAUUCAUAUGCGCAGUUCAUCGAGAAGCUGGAGGCAAUGGUGAUGAGGAUGGUGUUUGAGAGCUACGACCUUGAGAAAUACUACAAGUCUUACACAGAUGCCGCCACGUUACUUCUCCGCUUCUUGAAGUACAAGAAACCUCACGAUGUCGAGUCAAACAUAAACCCGAUCGCGCACACGGACAAAAGCUUUAUAUCAUUCUUGCACCAGAACAACGUGAGGGGACUUGAGGUGAUGACUAAAGAUGGAGAGUGGUUCACCUUCGAGCCUUCUCCUUCUUCCUUCAUGAUCAUGGCUGGUGAUGCAUUUGUGGCAUGGAGCAAUGGGAGGAUCAAGGCUUGCUACCAUAGAGUUGCAGUGAGGGAGGAGCAUGAAGUCAGAUACUCACUUGGGGUGUUCUCAUAUCAAAAUGGGAUGAUAAAAACACCCGACGAGCUCAUCGACGAAAAGCACCCCCAGCAAUUCAAACCAUUUGAUCACGUUGAUUUCCUCUGCUACUAUGAUUCUAGCGACAACCGAAUUAAGGCCCAGAGCCUCAUCAAGACUUAUUGUGGGGUUUAGAACCCGACUCGAUCCAUGGUUUAGUCGAGAAUAAGUUCCAGGGAGUCUUUCUUUCUUCCUCUUUCUGUCCUAAAAAAAAAAUAAAUACAUUUUGGCAUC